Messenger RNA from Urocitellus parryii (Arctic ground squirrel), 4136 nucleotides. It is a transcript of the gene Scarb2, whose product is annotated as scavenger receptor class B member 2. Gene Ontology annotation, cellular component: lysosome; membrane; cytoplasm. The record is from RefSeq and is a predicted model, not a curated record. Gene Ontology annotation, molecular function: scavenger receptor activity. Gene Ontology annotation, biological process: receptor-mediated endocytosis; protein targeting to lysosome. NCBI's taxonomy places the organism in Eukaryota, Metazoa, Chordata, Mammalia, Rodentia, Sciuridae.
UCGCCUCCUCCGGUUGCUGCGAGGCCGACCGGCAGGCGUCUAGGCUCUGCGUGCUCCCUCCACCCUCCCAGCUGUCCCAUCGAGGAAAACCGAAACCAAGCCUGUCCUUCACCCCGCGGCCCCGCCUGCCCGGUGCUCCGAGGGCCGCGCUCGCCCAGCUGCAGAGCCGACACAGCGCACCGCCCCGGCCGCGCGGCGAGCUGGGCACCRAGGACACGGGCACCGGGAGGGCGCGGGCGCCAGAGGGUCCCAGGUCUUCUCGCCGCUACUGCAGCGGCCUUGGCGGCUGCUCCUCCCUCCUUGCAGUUGAGUAGCAGCGGGUGCGGCCUGACCCGGCCCGGGAGCCGCGCGCAGAAUGGGCAGAUGCUGCUUCUACACGGCGGGGACACUGUCCUUGCUCCUGCUGGUGACUGGUGUCACGCUGCUAGUGGCCCGGGUCUUCCAGAAGGCCGUGGACCAGACGAUCGAGAAGAAUAUGGUGUUAAGGAAUGGUACCGAGAUCUUUGACUCCUGGGAGAAGCCCCCACUGCCCGUGUAUACUCAGUUCUAUUUCUUCAAUGUCACCAAUCCAGAGGAGAUCCUCAGAGGAGAGAUCCCUCGGUUAGAAGAGGUGGGGCCAUAUACCUACAGGGAAAUCAGAAACAAGGCAAAUGUUCAAUUUGGAGAUAACGGAACAACAAUAUCUGCCGUUAGCAACAAGGCAUACGUUUUUGAACGGAACCAAUCUGUUGGAGACCCUAAAGUUGACUUAAUUAGAACACUGAAUAUUCCUGUACUGACCGUCAUAGAAUGGGCCCAGGUCCGCUUCCUCAGGACGCUCAUCGAAGCCAUGUUGAAAGCCUAUCAGCAGAAGCUCUUCGUGACUCACACGGUUGACGAAUUGCUCUGGGGCUACAAAGAUGAGAUCUUGUCCCUCAUCCAUGCCUUCAGAUCUGACAUCUCCCCAUAUUUUGGCCUGUUUUAUGAGAAAAAUGGAACUAAUGAUGGAGAUUACGUUUUCCUAACUGGAGAAGACAAUUACCUUAAUUUUACAAAAAUUGUGGAGUGGAAUGGAAAAACGUCUCUUAACUGGUGGGCAACGGACGAAUGCAAUAUGAUUAAUGGGACAGAUGGAGAUUCUUUUCAUCCAUUAAUAACCAAAGAUGAAGUCCUUUAUGUCUUCCCAUCUGAUUUCUGCAGGUCAGUGUACAUAACUUUCAGUGACUUUGAGAGUGUACAGGGACUGCCCACCUUCCGGUAUAAGGUGCCUGCAGAAAUAUUAGCCAAUACCUCAGACAAUGCCGGCUUCUGUCUACCUGAAGGAAAGUGCUUGGGGUCAGGAGUGUUGAAUGUCAGCAUCUGCAAAAAUGGUGCACCCAUUAUUAUGUCUUUCCCACACUUUUACCAGGCAGAUGAGAAGUUUGUUUCUGCCAUACAUGGCAUGCAUCCAAAUAAGGAAGAUCAUGAGACAUUUGUGGACAUUAAUCCUUUGACUGGAAUUAUCCUAAGAGCAGCCAAGAGGUUCCAAAUCAACAUUUAUGUCAAAAAAUUAGAUGACUUUAUUGAAACAGGAGACAUUAGAACCAUGGUUUUCCCAGUGAUGUAUCUCAAUGAGAGUGUUCUCGUUGAUAAAGAGACUGCUAGUCGACUAAAGUCUGUGAUUAACACUACUUUGAUUAUCACCAACAUACCCUACAUCAUCAUGGCACUGGGUGUAUUCUUUGGUUUGGUCUUUACCUGGCUGGCUUGCCGAGGACAGGGAUCCAUGGAGGAGGGAACAGCAGAUGAAAGAGCACCACUCAUACGAACCUAACUAAAUUUAACCAUCACCUGAGCUUGGUGAAGGAACAUGUGAACUGUCCUGAAACAGAUGAGGGGAAACUCCACAUCCUCGUAGACUCCUCGCCUGUUAGGAGAGAGAAGACAGUGCUGGCAAGUGAAGACAGCAUGUUGGCCAGAGGUGAAGAGCAGACUGACAUGGCUGACCAUUAUGCUUCAUGAAAAUCACAUGGUUUCUGAAACUGUUUUUUUAAUGUGUCUAGCAAGUAUUUAAUAAACUCUUGUAUAGUCAUUUUUUGUUGUUGGGUAGCUACAGAAUUUUGUGACCAGUUGUAGAUAUAAUGUCUCUGCAUCUCUUGUUAAUACUACCUGUCAAUAUGUUUCAUUCACCAAAUUUUGUGCUCAAAAUACGUAUAUACUACUUUAUGUUGUAUUCCUCCACUUCACUCCCCAAACAAAAGUAAAUAAGAGUUUCGAAUACAGGGUAAAUGAUAACCUUUUCCAGUACAUUAUUCAAAUGCAUUUGAUUUCCUCUUUAAAACAUUACAUAUUGCAUUUCAUGUUAGUCUUCAGUUCAAAUUCCUCCAGGAAAAUAACAUGGUCUUCUGGUUACAUUCAUACUGUGUGGGAAUCAAGCAGGGAAGGGAUCACGUGAGGUGGUACCCAUGAGUGGAUAGUGAUAUGCUCCUAAGGAUUUUUCAGUUGUACUUUUGUGAACAAAGAGAAUGCAUAAGUAAGCUUGGUGAGGAUAGCUCCAGAUAUUUCAUGUAGAGUAGAACUAAAUGCUAGUUAUGAUAUUUGUAGAUAGUUAACUUUACUUUUAGUCAAAAUUAUCUUGAUGUGGAAAGAUGCUUCUGGGAGGAUGUAAUCAGUGAUCCCCCACUCAAUACUACUGAGUGAUUUUUUGGGUAAAAUUAUGAAUAUAAAAAAUCUACCCAUCCAUAGCCUAAGUUACACAUAAAUUUCAGGGAGUCUGUCUGGAUUAGAAAGACAUUUCUUCUUCAGCAGUCUUCUUGGUAACUUGAAACUUUUUAUAAAUUCUUUCCUCAGAUUCAGUUUCUUCCAGUGUUUUGUGGCUCACUGUCAUUCACUGAGUAGAGAAAAUGCCCUACAUUUCCUGCGACAAUCAUUUGCUGACAGAAUGUCGAGUAAAGUACUACACCUAAUGUGCUUUAAAGAAAGGUCCCCUUGGGAUGAGAAGUAGAGACAAGUCUCUUCAAAAUACUUCUUGGUUUUCAGUGUAACCAAAGGCAGAAGAUUGGGAAUCAUCAUUAGUCACAGUGUUCAGGAUUCAAGGGUAUUUUCUUUGAUUCUCAAAGUUCACCAUGCAUUUUUAAUUGAGAAGCCUAUACAGUUAUCUGGCAAAGUACCUAUAGAACUUCCUAACAAAUGAAUCAUUCGAAGGGAUUUUUUUGAUAUUUGUUUAAAACUGAAUUUCACUGUAAGCAAAUGAAGAAAAAAAUCAUGGAUUUCACUUACAUAGUUUCUUAGCCCUACAGGGAAGUAAUAAAUCACGUUAAUUUACAUGCCCAAAUUUUUCUUCUCUAUAGACUAAAGCAAUAUGUAAUGUGUUUCCCUUCUUGAAGGGGCAAUUCAUUAUACACUCAAACGUUUCUAUAAAUCAACAUAAAAACCUUAGAUACCCCAAAUCAUCAAAACAUGAAAAUUUAUAUCAAAUAUAUUUGGUCUUCAAUAAUGCCAAAUACCUACAUUAAAUAUUUAUCAAUAUUUAAUUAUAUAAUUGGCAUAUUUUGUUCAUCAUGUAUCUACUUAUCCACACUAAUGAAACGGAUAGGCCAGUAUAUACUCAUUGGUUCUAUUCUCAGGAUAUGAACAUCUGUGAGAAGACUUUUAAAUACUAUAAAUGAUGUACACAUUUAGACUAAAUCUCAUAUAGGCAAGGAGACCAAAUAUACAUUGAUUAUAUUUUUGUGCCAUGAUUCUUAACAGUGACAACUUAAAACUACAUUUGAUAUUUUCCUUCUGAAAAGUCUGUGGCAAAUCCAUAAACUAUAGUCAAAAUUAUAGGUUGGUUAAGAAGAAUGAUUAUACCUAUUUGAUUUUAGGUUGAAAAUAGCAAACUAUUCCUCUUGCUUAUUCCCUUGCAGCCAUCAUCUUGGAAAGACCCCAAAGGCUUUGUGAUUGUCAACAUUGCCGUAAUCACAGCAUGGCACACAGGGAAAACUGGGAGUUGAGCACAGGGCAGGAAAUGGCCGUUGCCACUUUUAGCUCCUGGCUCUUCCCAUUAGACUUUAUUUCAUCAUGUUCUAGAAAGAUCACCAAUGGUCAAGUGGAAUAAGCACUACACAACUAACCCCUAUUGGGGUUUUUACUUAAGGGAGACUAAUUUUUAAUUUAAAUUGCUUGAGACAUGAAUU